AUGCGACAUAGCAGUCUUCGUGGUGUUGGUGAGACUGAAAAGACCGAAAAGAGUUUGCCAGUGAUUGAUAUGUCAGAAUUAACAAAAAAAUGGUCGGAUUGGUUUGAGCCUUCGGUAUUGGAUUGGUUGACUCAUUCAAAAGAUGAUGGUAAUAAUACUGAAAACGACAAAAAAUCUAUUAGAUAUAGUGAUGCUCCUAGCAUCAGAUUGCGUUCUACCGGUCGUCCAUUUUCUUUACAAUCGAUACAAUCAAUAUUAUCGGGUAAUCCGGAAGACGUUAGUGAUAAUGAAAGUGACGACGAGGAUGGAGAAGAAGUGAUAAAUCACAUGAAGAUUACAAUUGAUGGUGAUGGUGAUGACGAUACUAAUUCUAAUAUAACUUCAGAAACAAUGACUCCCUCUACUUAUCUAGCUAAAGUUAUAGAAGGUGAAACUGUUACAAGACAUUAUUACAAUAGAGAUCUUGAAUCAAAUAUUAAUAACAACAACAACAAUUUAUCACCUUACGAUGCAACAAACAAGAAAUCAACUGAUUUAGAAUCUAUCGUAUUAUCAACUGAAUUCUCUGAAAAAUCACAUGAAACUAUUAAUUAG
This is a messenger RNA of Entrophospora sp. SA101, 594 nucleotides long. Lineage: Eukaryota; Fungi; Glomeromycota; Glomeromycetes; Entrophosporales; Entrophosporaceae. The record is from the annotation of a GenBank genome assembly.